Molecule: messenger RNA, 318 nt
Organism: Clunio marinus
Lineage: Eukaryota; Metazoa; Arthropoda; Insecta; Diptera; Chironomidae
Source: the annotation of a GenBank genome assembly
AUGUAUCUUACUCAUAAUUCCACCAAUGUUGCGGUUAGAAAUGAAAGGCGACUGUUGACUAGUCUCGCUUUAGAUGUGAGCCGCAGAGUGAAAAAUGGAAUGCAGAUAAUUAUGGAAAUGUGGCAGAUUAAGUUCUAUAAACAGGACGUACCACGGUGUCAUCAUUCAGGAAAUUUCAUUUAUGAAGUUACAUUUUGCUACAAAUAUUAUGAGAAAAGAGAUGAACGUUCCGUUAGGGAUUACGAAUUAAAUGAAUAUUUGAUCGAUGGUACUUUAGACGAAAAUCUCCAGAUGAUGGACGAGUUAUCUUCCAGGUAA